GGCCGUACCGGACGAGAAUUCGGGACCAUGGAGUGGAAUCCAGAGCAAGAGAAGGUCCUCAACCAGGUUGAUCAGAUGCUACUUACGAGACAACCGAAACUUAUCCGAGUCGAGGGUCCUGCGGCGUCGGGCAAGAGCACCCUCCUGCUGGAAAUAGCUUCACGCACGCGGCAGUCUUUGGGGCCGCAGAGCGUGCUGGUGCUCGCGCUCACCAACACGGCAGCGGAUGCUGUCGGCGGGCGCACGUUCCACCGUGCCCUCAACCUCCCCGUAUCCGACCCGCCAGCGGGCCCUGAGAACAACUUUGUCGAGGAGAGCCUUGACAGCUUGGGCCUGGGGGAUGUGAAAGUCAUCCUAAUCGACAACGUUCACCAGGUGAACGACCACGUCAUGACCAUGGCACUGAGCCGCUUCCGACAGGAGGGUUGCGCUGAACCGUUCGGUGGACGGAUGUUGGUGAUGUUCGGCGACGAUGUGUCCUGGGGACCGGUCUUGGACAUAGCUCCACCUCAUUCAGUAUCAGUCCCAUCCGUGAUCAAGCUCCAUAAGACGUACUUCAAAGACGAGUCGUUCGGCGAAGCGGUUGAGCGGCUCAAACGCGGCAUCGUGACCGAGGCGGACAGCAGCCUGUACGAGGGGCGCAGGCUGGAGAAUCUGACACCUGCGGAGCAAGAGGAGUUCCUACGCGGGCCAAAAGUGCUCGUAAGCCGUGACGAUCGUGAUGACCACAACGAAAGCUUCAGGAUGAUCAGCUCUUCAGGCUCGGGUGCGCAAGCGCAAACUUUCGCCAGAGCGACUGGCAGCCCCUUCGAGAGGGUGACCCUGUGGCCCGGGGCGCCCGUGGUCUUGACGACCACCCAACGGCGGGGGUUGGAGGCGGGGUCGCAGGGCGAGGUCACUAGUGUGGCGGCCAAUGGAGUCGAAGUUCAGUUCCAAGGGGUGCCGUCGGGGCCCGAGUCCUUAAGCGGCGACGGCGGCCUGCCGCUGAUCAAUCCUUUAGCCUACACCGUCCCCACAGCGCAGGGUCUCCGCUUCGACAAGGUUUUAGUGCAACUGCCCGCCUCCGGCUUUGGCGGCUUUCCGCUCAUUUAUGCAGCCGUAUCGCGAGCGAAAUGUUGGGACGGCAUUGCCUUUCUGGAGUCGGUUCCCACGCACCCUCAGGAGAAAAGAAAGAAAUUUCUAAGCGACCUAAGCGACUACCUAAGCGACUCCUCCCUCUCUACAUUGGCGAGUACAAAACUAAAUUGAAAGACCCACCGGACACCUACUAUUUGAAAUUCUCGCAACACUUGUUUUUUUGUAUUAUUUAUUUGAUUUUUAUAAACAGAAAUUGUGUGAAGUAAUUUGUUUUGUUAAACUAUCAUGCUUAAAUAAAUUUUCGUUAUUAAAAAUGUAUAAA
Molecule: messenger RNA, 1399 nt
Organism: Frankliniella occidentalis (western flower thrips)
Lineage: Eukaryota; Metazoa; Arthropoda; Insecta; Thysanoptera; Thripidae
Exons: 7
Coding region: 28-1248 (406 amino acids)
Biological process (GO): DNA repair; telomere maintenance
Molecular function (GO): DNA helicase activity
Source: RefSeq, a predicted model, not a curated record